Messenger RNA from Amyelois transitella, 2056 nucleotides. It is a transcript of the gene JMJD4, whose product is annotated as 2-oxoglutarate and iron-dependent oxygenase JMJD4. The transcript has 2 exons. Gene Ontology annotation, cellular component: cytoplasm; nucleus. Gene Ontology annotation, biological process: positive regulation of translational termination; protein hydroxylation; negative regulation of gene expression. The record is from RefSeq and is a predicted model, not a curated record. Gene Ontology annotation, molecular function: sequence-specific DNA binding; histone H4R3 demethylase activity. NCBI's taxonomy places the organism in Eukaryota, Metazoa, Arthropoda, Insecta, Lepidoptera, Pyralidae. Bases 293 to 1465 code for a protein of 390 amino acids.
AAACUCUUAUAAAGAAAUAAAUUCGUAUUUUGUUAUGUAAUUAAUUACGUUGCAUGCAGUGAUUACAUAAUAAAUAAAAGAUAAACUUUUUUUUAUAAUAUCUUUAUAGUGUACAGAAAUAUGCAAUUUAAUGUAAUAUUUUUAAAUCUGUGGCAAUUACAAUCAAAAUUAUUUGCUAGGUACCUUUGUGUUUUACAUAAUAAGAAGCGUUAAGCGGUACAUUACAUACACUUAAUAUAAAUAAACAUAGCAAAUUGAAUGUGAAUAGUGUAAAUACACGGACAAUUUCAAAAUGCAUGAAAUUGAAAUAAGCUUGGAAGACAAAAAUUAUCCUAGUUACAAUUACUUUAACUACUUUUCGAUUGAUAAUGUUGAUUAUGAUAAAAUCACCUAUGAUUUUUUUUUCACUAAUUAUAUGCUCAAAAAUGUUCCAUGCAUUAUUAAAAAUGUCAGCUUAAACUGGGAAUGCAACAGUAAAUGGAUUAAAAAUGGUACAAUUUCAUACGAUUAUUUUAUACAAGAAUACGGUGACUUGGAAGCACCUAUAGCAGAUUGUAAUAAAAUAAAUUUUAAUGCUCAUACAAAAACUGACAUGAAAGUUGCAACUUAUAUGGAAUAUUUAAAAAGUAUCUCAAAAGAAAAAUUAUUGUAUCUAAAAGAUUGGCAUCUUCGAAAAUUACGACGAAAUGAUUACUUUUAUGAGGUACCAUUCACUUUUGCGUCCGACUGGUUAAAUGAAUUUGCAGUUGAUCAUAAUCAGGAUGAUUUCAUGUUUGUAUAUAUAGGACCUCAAGAAUCUUGGACACCUUUGCAUGCAGAUGUCUAUAAUUCAUUCAGUUGGUCAGUAAAUGUUGUAGGAAGAAAAAAGUGGAUUUUGUUCCCACCAGGGGAGGAAGAAAAUCUGAAGGAUUCUUUGGGAAAUUUGCCAUUACUUGUGCAUACUGAUAAAGAAAAAACUGCAAAAUACUUAGAAAUUAUACAAGAACCAGGUGAUGCUAUAUUUGUUCCAUCUGGUUGGUUUCAUCAAGUUUUCAACUUAUUGGACACUAUUUCUAUCAAUCAUAAUUGGAUCAAUGCUUGUAACAUUGAACUUGUAUGGAAAGCAUUGCAAAAAUGCUUGAUUUCUGUGGAGAAGGAAAUUGAAGAAUUCAAAGGUGAACCUGAAUAUUAUUCACAAUGUGAACUUAUUCUUAAAUCUGUAUUUGGUAUGGAUAUAGGGUCUUUUAUGACUUUUUUAUCUUAUAUUAGCAAGAAAAGAGUAAAACAAUUGGAAAAUAUAAAUUUACGAUUUAAUGACCAUAAAUUAGGAGAAAAUCAUAUCAGGUUUGAUAUAAAAGUUCUAUCAACAAUAAUAAAUAGUAUAGAUAUAAAUGAAAACUUAUUCUUAAAUAAUGAUCUUUAUACAAAUCUUAAAACUGAUUUUAUUGAAACUAAAUUGUUACUUUCUACAUACAACAAACCUUGAAACUUCAUUAUACUUCACAGAUUAUUUAUUUACUAGUUGUAAACCGCAGUUCCACUUGUUAAAUUAUAUUCCCGUUCCCAUGAGAAUUUCCCAGCCUAUGUCUAAAUCUUUCAAAUUCAGUCCAAUUAUUUUACUUGUUGAGGUUUAUUAUUACAAAUUAAAUUACAAAUAUUUUCCCUUUAUAAUAUUGUAUGUAUGUAAAAUAAAUAAAAAUAAUAUACAUAUAGAAUAUGACAAUAUAACAGUAUUAUUGAUGUAUAUAACUAGAUACCUGCUGAUUUUAUAAGUUACAUUUUUUACUACUAUAAACUAAACCUUUCUUUAUUAAUUCAUUUAUAUACAUUUUGUCAUAACCCAAUUCCCUCAAAAUAUCUACUGUAUCUUGACCUGGCUUUGGUAAAGGUUUUGUCCCCACCGAUUUUCCAGGUGUCUUUGAAAAUUUUGGUACUGGGUCAGGUACGAUGCAAUUAUUAGAGUUUCUGUUAAAAAAAUUUCUUUGUGCAUAGUAUUUUUGACGAUCUACGCUAUCAAAUUCCAGUACCGGUGUUACACAAGCAUCCAAUUGAUCAAAUAUGCAGCACCAUUCAUCUU